UGUCCCAGUUUUGUCCCAGUUUUGUCCCAGUUUUGUCUCAGUUUUGUCCCAGUUUUGCCCCAGGUAGUUCAAAACCCUGAAACACCCUUCCAAAUACAAUGUUGUCUAUAAACACCUAAAAUUGCUUGUCCUGCAAACAUUUUCAAUCAAUCAUAUUUAAACAGUAAAUUGCCUGAAGAGAUUAAGGGAGAAACAUAUUGUUGCUGUUAUGAUGGUUAUCUUAGCUUCUAAACACCACCCACUCAAGGAGAAAUGAACUUCAGUGGUGUUUGGCAGUAAGAGAUAAUUUUAUGUGAUGAUAUAAUUGACUUCUCUAUGUCUUAAUAUGAUAACCAGAAUGUGCAAUCGAGGCAUAAACUGAUUUUCGAUAUGAUGUAAUUGAUUAAAACAAUAAACUGAAGCGAAACAGUGUUUAGUGUUUACUAUUUAAUUAAUCAGUAUUCGAUAGAAUGCUUCAUGUUACUAAGCUCAGUCAAAACCUGUAAUUCCAGUAUAUUCAUAUAUUGCAAAUUUAUUUUGUUUUAACCAUACUUAAAUCUAGAAAAAAUUAACAAUUAAUCAUGAUUAGCUUAGUUUUAUUGAUUAUUAUUAGCACAAGCUGUGGAGAGAAAGUUUAUCACAAUAUAACUUGCAAGACUAUCGGAUUUGAUAUCAAAACUUUCAAGUAUCAUGUGAACUGUCCAGCAAAUUGUAUGAAGUAUUAUCAUAGGCUGUGGGGAAACAAGCGAUAUACUGCAUACUCUUCAAUAUGUGUGGCUGCCAUACAUGAUGGUAGAAUUACAGAUGCUGGUGGUAAAGUUACGGUUUAUACAAAGAUGGGACAAACUAGAUUCAGAGGAACUUUAAGGCAUGGGAUCCAAAGUUCUAGAAGGGAUGGUUAUCAAGGAAUUUCCUUCAAAUUUAAAAAAACAAGUGCAUGUAACCACCGGGAUGCAUUGGAGUCUUCCAAAGUGUACACUGUAAAAUGUCCUAGAAAUUGUCAUUUAAAUGUACCAGUGUAUGGAACAGGUGUUUAUAAACCAGAAUCUGGGAUCUGUAUGGCUGCCAUUCAUGAUGGGAUUAUCACAAGAGCAAAAGGAGGAAGUGUAACAGUCUAUAAAGCUCGUUUUGUUGAGAAGAAUGGUUUCCAUGGAACAAGAAGACAUGGUGUAACAUCUUUAAGCAGUAAAUAUUUUGAGAAAGCAUUUCUGUUUAAAGCUCCAAACAUAUCAUGUAACGCCAAUGGAAACAUGAUGAGUGAAUGGUUCUAUGGGUUUUGUCCACCUGGAUGCAAUGAAACAAACUAUCAAGUAAAAGGGGAUAAUAUUUAUACAGAAGAUUCAAAUGUGUGUGCAGCUGCUGUACAUGACGGACAGAUUAAAUCAGACAUUGGAGGAUUGGUGAGUGGAUAUAAAUUAUCAGGUUUGACUUCAUAUGUUGGAAACGUAAAGAAUGGUAUAACGAGUCAAACACACGGAAUAUACCAAACAUCUUUUACCUUUCAAAUAUCUUGCACCACAACGGCAGAACAAUUUGUAGCAGAACGAUUUAUGGUGAUUUGUCCUUUAUAUGUUCAUUGUUACCGAAUAAUUAAUACCUGGGAAUUUGUAUUCGGGUCAUUUGUGUAUGCAGAUAUUUCCAACAUAUGCUUGGCAGCAAUUAUGGAUCAAAAAAUAUAUCGCGUUACAGGUGGACCAGUGUACGUAAGACUAGCAAAAGGUUUGCUCUCAUAUUCUGGUCUAAGUAGUGGAAUAACAUCUAUUUCCAGCCGACCACACGAUGUUACACAACGAUCUUUUAUAUUUGAAGAUGCCACUGGAAUGGCACGGCAUGAAUCUUGUUUGUUACAAGGAAGUGACUUUAAUCAACAAAGGUUUGACGUUCAGUGUUCUGGCCAUUGCUUUCUAAGCACUGAUUCAGUGUGGGGUACUGGUAUUUAUGCUGAUCACUCAUACAUCUGCAGAGCUGCUGUACAAAACCGAAGAUUAGGAAGUGUUCUGUUUCAUACACCUUGUACCUGCAUAAUAGACACCUUACAUGUUGGGUUUGUUCUGUAAGACAUAACUUAUCCAUCUAUGUUAUAAAGUAAUUUGCCUCCAAUUUACUUUUAAGUAUGU
Molecule: messenger RNA, 2096 nt
Organism: Ciona intestinalis (vase tunicate)
Lineage: Eukaryota; Metazoa; Chordata; Ascidiacea; Phlebobranchia; Cionidae
Source: RefSeq, a predicted model, not a curated record